UGUCAACAUGAGGUUUGGGCGGUGGAUUUGCCUCUACUAUACUUUUACUAUCACUACUGAGCAAAGUCGCCAUGCGUGUAUGUAAACGAAGCUGAUCAUAUUGUUGGAAGAAGCAGUCAAUCGCUGAUACAACACUGGAUGUCGGUGUCAGAGUGCAUGCUGGGAGUGACCAUCAGGGGAAUGAGCAAAGGAUGGAGAGUUGCACGCACGUUUUCCAGAUCUCUGGGAUCAAGAUCCGGGAUAAGAAGAGAGUUUUGGUCCAAAUAAUCCAACAGCUGGGUGGAAAAUACAUUGGUGGCUCAGUCUACCAGCAUGCCAGCACCCAUCUCAUAAUCCCUCAGGUUUUGUCCAGCGAGAAGUUUUUGGCAGCCUGUGCUGCAGGAAAGUGGGUUGUGACUCCAGAAUAUGUGCUGGAAAGUUUUAAGAAUGGUUCCUGGCUCAAAGAGGGACCCUAUGAAAUUACCAUUUCCACAGGGGUCGCGUCUUCCAUCUACCCUGUCAGGCAGUGGAGGGAGAAGGUGGCCAGUGGGAGGGUAACCGGGGCCUUCCAGGGCUGGAGGGUUCUCCUGAUGGUCCAAGAGCCAACUCGCAGGGCCAUGUUCAAACGGCUCCUUAAAGCAGGCCGGGCCAAAGUCUACCACUGCCCUCCUCCCACUCAUGCCUCUGUCACUCAUGUCAUGGCUAAACCUGUCACAGAGGACUCAAAAUCCCACAAUGCUCCUUGCUACCCUGUAAGCCACAUUGUACAGCACCUAUUUGGGAGCAAUUGUGUGGAUAUGAACUUCAACAUAAUGAAUGAUGAUCCAGCAGACACAACAAAGGAGAGUUUCGUGGAUGUGGACUUCUCUAAGCUGGAGACAGAGCUCCGGGACUAUGUCAUCAAACAGGAGGGCCGACCGAGACUGUGCCUCCUUGAAUUUGUGGGUUACCAUGACCCGUACCGGCCACAGUCCCAGGCUACAGAAACAGACUUCAGCACUGUUAGUAGUAUGAUAGAGUGUGGUCUCUUUACUGAAGCCUUGGACUCAAUCAGAAGUGCUAUGUUCCCAGGCCUGCUUCCACCAGCGCCAUACCUGGUCUCCCUCUUAGAAUACGCACAGCAGGGUAACGCCACAUCCGUCUUCCUGAGGAAUUUCCAGCAAGUCAUGUAUAACUUGCUUGUCACCAACCCUCCCUGGCUGGCACCCGGCCCAGUGAAAAAAUAUUUUGCACAGGUGUUGCAGUGUCCUCGAUGUAAAACAGGCCUGUGGCCUUUUCUAGAGACAGCCAUCAGUUACUGCCUGACUAGUGAGGUCACUUGUCAUCCGCUCCCUGGACCUGCCCUGCCAACACUGUUACAUUUCCAUAGUGACCUCCUGGCAUUUUUCCUCAAGCUCUUCCAGGGGGAACUCCACUCUGUCACUGCCGGGGAUUUUGUGCUACCUGAGGGAACAGGAGUCUCUCAGGCUUCAGCAUCGGGGUCCUUGCUGUAUGGAACCUUCUGGACUGUGUGGGAACGCUCCACGCUGUUGUCCCGAACUGUGAAGCAACUAACCCAGCUCUUGGUCCAGGCUGUCAUCGAGGACUACGCUGAGAGGGAUGAGAAGCAGAAUCUGCAUUUGGCUGACACACUGCUGGACCUCCUGUCUGUGUUGGUGGAGUUCUGGUGUCAGCAGCACUUUAAGCUGAACCAGAACCUGGUUGAAAAGGGCCUAAAAGACCUUGCAGAGCACUUUGCUGUCAUCAGCCAGGAUGUGUCUCCGGGGGUUCUGGCAGAGCUGGUUGUCAGGAUUCGCUCUACCAGACUUAAGUUGAUGAUGGCAGAUGCCAUAUUUAGGAGUCUUUGCUGCAGAAGUGGAUUCACAGUUGGAGAUGAACCCCUCUCUUUUAAGAAAAUGGUGCUGUCCUACAUGCCUGCUCUGGAAAUCUUAGCUCAGAGUCCCACGGGUGCUCGCCUCAGGACCGGACCAACCUCCCACAGCUGCAGCAGCCAGGGGACCGGCUGCAGUGCUCAGAGCUCUCUGGUGAAUGAAACAAGCCCGGAGAGAGAGAACAUCCCCAGAGGCUUUAACAGAGUCAACGCAGCAGGAGAGACCCUCCUCCACAGAGCUUGCAGGAGGAACCAAGUGGAAACGGUGCUUCAGAUCCUGUCGCUUCCUGGCACGGACGUCAACGUUAAAGACCAUGCAGGCUGGACACCUCUGCAUGAAGCGUGCAACCAUGGCAGCGCUGCGUGUGUGGAGGCUUUGCUACGUCACCUGCCUGCCCCUGUGCUAAAUAACCAGGUGGGUGGAGUCAGCCCGCUUCACGACGCUGUGCUAAACGGUCACAUGGACAUCGCCAGAAUGCUACUGGAACAUGCAGGCUCAGUUAUCCUGCGGCAGACUGAUGGAGAAGGGCGGACUGCACUGGAUCUGGUCUCUGCAACAAGCCAGAGGGAGGAGCUCCUCCGCAGCGCGCAUGUGGGUGACUCAGCCGUGAGAAACAACUCCACUGAGGUCUUGAACCUUCCUCUCCUGGAGGCUGGAUCCUCUCUGCUGGCCCACCUCAUUUUCUCCUACCAGCAAGAGAGGGGCCUACACGGCCAUACGCAGCCCAGCAACAAGUCCCACAGCCUGGGCUACACGCUGCUCAGGGCCCUGGAGACACACUCCCACCAAACAGUGACUCUGGGCUGGACAGACCAGCGGGCGGUGAGGCUGGUGGAGGAUGCAAAGACCCUGCUGGAGCUUGGCAGAGGGAGUUACCUGGGGCAGGUGUCUCUCGCAGUGAAAGAGUGCAGAGGAGAGAAUACACUGUUCCUAAUGGAGAUACUGGAGGACCUUAAGUCUCGAGGGGAAGCACUAGUAGCUGAUCUGUGAAACAGGACCAAUGGACAACACACUGAAAAUGAAUGAAUGUACAACCUUUGUUUUUUAUAUUCAAUUGUUAUUAUAUCAUACAUUUAACCAAGGCCUUAAAAUGUCUACACAGGCAAUCAUCUGUGAAUGUAGGCCUCCCAAAUAAUGUGGCCUUCGCCCAUCUUCCCAUGUUGGUAAAUGGGUAAGCACGUGUUUUUCAAGUUAGCUGUAUGUUCUUUCUACAUAGAAACUAUUUUAUAGAUACACCAUGGUUUGGAUGUAUUUCACUACUUCUUUUAUAUUUCCCAAAAUUGAAAAAUGUUCCUGAAAAAUUAUUUAUGUUGAAUGGUCUGAGUUGCAUGUUUUUAUGGCAACACAAUCAUUUCUAUUUAGACAGUUACUACCUCAAGUUAUUGUUUUCUACAGUUACUUUUUU
This is a messenger RNA of Anoplopoma fimbria (sablefish), 3255 nucleotides long. RefSeq names its product SMC5-SMC6 complex localization factor 1 (gene slf1). Gene Ontology annotation, biological process: positive regulation of double-strand break repair. NCBI's taxonomy places the organism in Eukaryota, Metazoa, Chordata, Actinopteri, Perciformes, Anoplopomatidae. Bases 192 to 2840 code for a protein of 882 amino acids. The transcript is spliced from 18 exons. Gene Ontology annotation, molecular function: protein binding. The record is from RefSeq and is a predicted model, not a curated record.